Python bivittatus (Burmese python) is the source of this 293-nucleotide messenger RNA. The record is from RefSeq and is a predicted model, not a curated record. NCBI's taxonomy places the organism in Eukaryota, Metazoa, Chordata, Lepidosauria, Squamata, Pythonidae.
UCCACAGAUGUACCUUGUGAUUUUUCCAGAAGGAACACGUUACAAUCCAGAGCUACCAAAAGUCAUUGCAGAUAGUCAGUCAUAUGCUGAUAAGGAAGGACUCUCAGUAUUAAAACACGUUCUUACUCCACGGGUGAAGGCCACUCAUGUUGCUGUUGAUUCCAUGAAGAGCUACAUAGAUGCAAUUUAUGAUGUUACAGUGGCAUAUGAAGGUACUGUGGACCAUAAAGGACAAAGGAAGGUAGCACCAUCCAUGACAGGUGAGUAGGUAUUACUUAAUUACUUUUACAAAA